CGGCCCUGGAUCUUGGCGGAGGGAGAUUGGAGGGAGAACAGAACGCUGACAAGAGACAGCCCAGCGACGUCGAGCUGCCUCCAAGGGGGGACCCUUGCGCGCACAGAAGCGAUGCGGUAUACGCUGCAUCCCGGCUGUUCGGCACAUUCGCCAGCUAGCGGCACAGGUAACCCCCGCCAAGUACGCGCCAUCAAGCACCAAAGUAUCUGGGUCUCUUGGCUGUUUCGCCGGCCUUGGCGAGCACUUGCCUUACCACGCGCUCUCUCAGACCCGCCUCUCCAUCACCCACCACCCCGCCCAUGAGCUCCCUCCAUCGCGAACCCCUCCUGCAGUCUGCCCACCCCCCCGGCCAGUCCCAGCGCCUCUCCGACUCCUCUUUCGCCUCCUACGACAACCACUCCACCAUGUCCCACCGCGGCUACGGCCCCAGGUCAGACUCGCUCACCUCAUCCAGCAACUUUGGGCCCACUGCCUCCUUGGCUGGAGGCAGCAUGCUAGCAGGCGGUGUCGCGAGCCAGAACGGGCCCAUCCCCCAGUCGGCGUUCACUCCCCCCGGCGCGCCCGGUGCGCACAACUGGGACGACGACGACGACAUGGACGACGCCCUCCAUACGUUCACCGAGGCGGACAAGAAGGACCUCACUUCGCCGUUCGAUAUCACUUCUUGGCGUGGAUGGGCGAACGGCCUGAUGCUGGGUGUGCUCGCUGCAGGCGGCGUCAUGCUUUUCGCUGGGUACCCGGUUCUGACGUUUUACUAUGGCAACAAGACUUCGUCCGGGUCCAGCACUGCUGGAUAUAAUCUUGGUGGUAUCAAUGCUUCUGGGCAGUACCCCGAGAUCCCAGGUAUGCCUAGUAUGAUCGACCCCGACACGCCCGACUGGGCCAAGAGCCGUACCGGGUUCGACGAAGGCGAAUGGACGCUGGUAUUUUCCGAUGAAUUCAAUAAAGAGGGGAGGACGUUCUUCGAGGGCGAUGAUCCGUUUUGGACGGCCAUGGAUAUCCACUACUGGGCUACCGGCGAUUUCGAGUGGCUCGACCCUUCCGCUGUGACCACCAAAGACGGACACCUCAUCAUCACCAUGACCCAAGAACCGAUCCACGAACUCAACUUUAAAUCCGGCAUGAUUCAGUCCUGGAACAAGAUGUGCUUUAACAAGAAUGCUUACUUUGAGAUUUCGGCGAGUCUGCCGGGUGAUACGACGUAUGGUGGAUUCUGGCCUGGUAUCUGGACGAUGGGCAAUCUGGGACGACCGGGUUAUGGCGCGAGUACCGAAGGCAUGUGGCCGUAUACCUACGAUUCAUGCGACAUCGGUAUCCUCGAAAAUCAAACCUACAUCAACGGCUCUGGCCCCGCCUCCACCUUGACGACCGGCCUCGAAGGCGCCCCCGUCUCCGUCCUCCCUGGUCAACGUACCUCCGCCUGCACCUGCGAGGGCGAAGACCACCCCGGCCCGCACGUCGGCCGCGGCAGAUCCUCCCCCGAAAUCGACAUCGUCGAAGCCCAAAUCAUCGUCAGCGAAAAACGCGGUGAAGUGUCGCAGUCGUUCCAGGUGGCGCCUUAUGAUGAUCAUUAUCAGUUCAAUAAUGCGAGCGGGAUGGUGAAGCAGUACGAUACGGAUUUGACGUAUUGGAAUACGUACCUUGGGGGGCCUUAUCAGCAGGCGGUGUCGAGUUUGACGAGGCUGCCGAGGGACAUUUAUUAUAACCAGGAUAUCGGAGGGGACAGCAAGCAGUUUGCCGUCUUCGGGAUGGAGUACAAAGCAGUCCCAGAAUCGCGUGAAGACGGCUACAUCACCUGGUACGCCGACAACAAGACGAGCUGGACCAUGUACGCCGAUGCUGUCGCUGCCAACCCGCGAACAGAAAUCGGACGGAGGAUCGUGCCGGAGGAACCUAUGGCUAUGAUCAUCAAUUUGCACAUGUCAAACAACUACCAAGCAGUCAACUUUGCACACCUCAAAUGGCCGAAUUACCUGCGCGUGGAUUAUGUGCGGGUGUAUCAAAAGCCUGAUGCGAUUUCCAUUGGAUGUGACCCCGAAGAUUAUCCUACGGCGCAGUAUAUCGCGGACCAUGCGAAUGCUUAUGCCAACCCGAAUCUGACAACGUGGGCGGAUGCGGGGUAUGCAUUCCCGAAGAAUAGUUUGAAGGAUGGGUGUUGAUGGAGCGAGUUGAAGAUGUUGUAUGAUGAUUGAUGAGAGGAGUCUAGGUGAAGAUGAGGAGGAGGGCGAGGCCGGAAGGCGAGAAGAGCAACGAAGAGAUCUGUGAUGAUUCCAACGACCCAAUACCACACCCUUCUUGAUCCUACUCUACCCUUUCAUCAUCCUACGCAUCCCCUCUUUCUGUUCGCAUCAAUGUGCUCUCUUUGUGAACGUGUAGUUUUGCUUUCCGGUCACCAUUUGCGCUUCUACUACUGCUACAGAAUACAUACGUCAGCAUCUCCCAAAGUCGUCGAUCUGAUUACAUGUAGAGGAACUGGAUUAUGGACAAUGCAUUUUUUUGAGCCCC
This is a messenger RNA of Cryptococcus amylolentus CBS 6039, 2505 nucleotides long. RefSeq lists its product as hypothetical. The record is from RefSeq and is a predicted model, not a curated record. The coding region runs from base 300 to 2159 and encodes 619 amino acids. Gene Ontology annotation, cellular component: endoplasmic reticulum membrane; plasma membrane. Gene Ontology annotation, biological process: (1->6)-beta-D-glucan biosynthetic process; fungal-type cell wall organization. The transcript is spliced from 7 exons. NCBI's taxonomy places the organism in Eukaryota, Fungi, Basidiomycota, Tremellomycetes, Tremellales, Cryptococcaceae. Gene Ontology annotation, molecular function: glucosidase activity.